AAGGUAUUUAAUUUGCAAAUUAGUUUAGAGUUUAGUUUUUGUUAAGGUAAACUCGUGAGCUAGCUCUUUUUAAGUUCGUGAGUUGGCUUGACAAAGUGGCCAGGGACACAGCUCGACCAAUGAUUUAUGAGCGAUUCGAACUAUAGCUUAUGAGUUGACCGAAUAUGAUAUACCAAUAGAAUAUAUAAACAUGGGAUGAAUUGUGUCAUUAAUUGACUAUUAUUCUUUUUCAUCAUGUCAUUUCAUAUGUAUCCUAUAGGGUAAAUGUCAAGUUUGGUCACUGGGUAUACUAAAACGUGUCAUGUUUAGUCACUGGAAAAAAUUUAUAUCAAUUUUGGUCACUCGAAUUAGUAAAACGGACCACGUUUAGUCACUCUACGUUAACUUUAUCUGAUGUGGCAGUCAAUUCUAAAGUAGACUACAAAACUCAUCAACAUUGCUACAAAUUUCAUGAAGCAUAUCGGAAAGACGAAAAAUCAUACUAGAUACCUCAUAUGCUGACUACAAAUUUUCGAAAGCAUGUCAUAAAGCUCAUAAUAUAGAUAAAAUAAAUAUAUGUGAAACCACGUGUAACUCUCAUGAAGCAUGCCAGAGAACACACCAGAACCAACUCUCCUUGUCUCUUGUUUGGAAUUAUGUCCACAGUCGCUUGAGGAGCAAUCAAAACUAAAGUUUGGUGGUACGAAAGGCUCCGGCGGACGGACGCUCUUCCGUGGCGGAAGAUUGCUUUGAGGAAAAUUGUUACGAGUGGAUCAUGUGAAGGACAAGUUUUUUUUGGUUCAGAAACUGAAAUUGCAAGAGAGAGAUGGAGGAAAAUAUGUGACGGGAACUAGCUUAAGAUUAUUGUACCAUGUCAGGUUACACCCAAACUAAGCACCAAAUAGCUACUUUAUAGUGAAUACUUAUUCACUAAUGUUUUUUUGUUGAUCACAUAAUAAUAAUAGAAACACAGAUGGUUUGUGUACUACUACAACACUUACACGGUCGCCGCAUGCACAGGCCAAAUUCACCUUCCUGAUCACUCACGGUUUACACGUGUUCAAUUUUAACGAUCCUCGGUAACUUCUCGACUCAACCUAUUCUUAACACAUUCAUAGUAGAAGCUAAGCUAGCUGGUCCCCGCCCAGAUUCUUUCGUCUCCUCAAUUUGCCUCACUUACACUCUCAGUAUAUAUCCCCACCGCACCACCGCUAUCUUCUCCAUCAUCUCUCUCUUCUACUUUAAGCCAGUUUCCUUUUUACAGAAGAAGAGGAAAGAAAGCUCCAUUAUAUUGCUUCCUCCUCCGCAGACAGCAAUGGAUGCCACCUUAUCUUCCUCCUUCCUCUCAUCAACCACACUCCUCUCCCCUCCUCCUUCCCCCCGCUCCCACUUACUUUCCCCUUCUCCUCUCCACAUUUCCUCCCUCCGAACCGAACCAGCAACCUCCUCCGAUGCCGUCAAAACGUCACCACCGCAGCCCUCUAAAAACCCUACAAAUUCCCCCACCACCCGAUCAUCGCCGCAGCGACGAUCAAUUCGCGUGAGGCAGCAGCCUUCCAUGCCUUCCCUCAUGUUCAACGCCGUCGACGACUUCAUCAACACCUUCGUCGACCCUCCCCACAAGCCCGCCACCGACCCGCGAUUCGUCCUCUCCGGCAACUUCUCCCCCGUCGACGAGCUCCCUCCCACCGAGUGCCACGUCAUCCACGGCUCCCUCCCUCCCUGCCUCGACGGGGCCUACAUCCGCAACGGGCCCAACCCACAGUACCUCCCUCGUGGGCCCUACCACUUGUUCGACGGGGACGGCAUGCUCCACGCGCUCACCAUCUCACGCGGCCGCGCCACGCUCGCCAGCCGCUACGUCAAGACCUACAAGUAUUUGAAAGAACGCGCCGCCGGGGCCCCGCUCCUUCCGAACGUCUUCUCCGGGUUCAACGGCCUCACAGCCUCGGCAGCGCGUGGGGCUCUGUCCGCCGCGAGGAUAGCUACCGGACAGUUCAAUCCGGUUAACGGCAUCGGCAACGCCAAUACCAGCCUGGCAUUCUUCGGAGACCGUCUUUUCGCUUUGGGAGAGUCGGAUCUGCCUUACGCCGUCAGAUUGACGGAGAAUGGCGAUUUAGUGACCGUCGGCCGUCACGAUUUCGACGGGAAAUUGGGGAUGAGCAUGACGGCGCACCCGAAGACAGAUCUACAGACAGGGGAGACGUUCGCGUUUCGGUACGGCCCCGUGCCGCCGUUUCUCACCUACUUCCGAUUCGAUUCGGAGGGGAAGAAGCAGCCGGACGUUCCGAUUUUUUCAAUGGUGAGCCCGUCUUUCCUCCACGACUUCGCGAUUACGAACAAGUACGCCCUGUUUGCGGAGAUUCAGAUCGGGAUGAACCCGAUGGAUAUGAUUUUCCGGGGCGGGUCGCCCGUUGGGGCCGACCCGAACAAGGUGCCCCGGGUCGGGGUGAUUCCGCGGUACGCGACGGACGAGUCGGAGAUGAAGUGGUUCGAUGUGACCGGGUUCAACCCGAUCCACGCGAUCAACGCGUGGGAGGAGGACGGCGGGGACACGGUGGUGCUGGUGGCGCCGAACAUCAUGUCGGUGGAGCACACGAUGGAGAGGUUGGAGCUGAUCCACGCGCAGGUGGAGAAGGUUAGGAUCGAUUUGAAAACGGGGACGGUUAAUCGGGUCCCGGUUUCGACCCGGAAUUUGGAUUUCGGGGUGGUUAACCCGGGUUACUUGGGGAGGAAGAACCGGUUCGUCUACGCCGGUGUCGGGGACCCGAUGCCGAAGAUCUCGGGGGUGGUGAAGCUUGACGUUGGGGACGAGAUGGGGAGGAACAGGAAAGAGAGCACGGUGGCUUGCAGGAUGUUCGGGCCGGGUUGUUUUGCCGGGGAGCCGUUUUUCGUGGCGAAGAACCCGGAGGCAGCGGAGGACGAUGGGUACGUGGUGACGUACGUUCACGACGAGAUAAAUGGGGAGUCGAGGUUUUUGGUGAUGGAUGCUCAGUCGCCGGAGCUUGAGAUUGUGGCGGCGGUGAGGCUGCCGCGGCGGGUUCCGUACGGAUUUCAUGGGCUGUUUGUGAGAGAGAGCGACCUCCGAAAGGUAAGGUAAAGGUGUGCCGAGUGAAAAGAGUAAAUUCAGAAUGUGAAGGGAUAAUUACUGCUAGCUACGUAGAUACUGUAAUAGUAGUUGUCAUUAUCGAGUAUAUCUGUAUAUAUGUGAUAUGUACGUGUACAUAUAGAAUACGUUGUUUGGAAUGCACAUUUAGGUGUGAUAUUUAGCCUUUAGGUACAUCUCACACAUAAUGUGAAAUUUGAGUAGAAAUGUUAUGUUUGGGUGAAAAACAAUAUAUGAUAAUUGAGAUAUGCUAUACUUCAAAUAUUAGGAGUAGGGGUCAGUACUAUUUCUGAAAUUCAAUGAUAUUGUGUUUUUUUAAUUUCCAAUGGUUCUCAAAUAUUAGUAGACGAACCGGACACACUAAUUAUCAUAAUCGUCCUCAAUAUCCUCAUGCUUUUAUUUGUCAUUUACAUCGGCAUUCGGCAGACAUAUCAAUCUCCAAUUUAUGUUUUCUUAGAGCUGGGAAACAAGAAGGUUAGUUUUGUUUUUAUAAUAAGAGAAGAGCAAAUGGGUGUUUAACUAAUUCAGUGUGGAAAUAAAAAAAUACCACACUUUUUUAACCCUUUCUAGAUAUCAUAUUUGAUGAAAUAUCACAUGCUAAAUGUUCUAAUAUGGUAAAACAUGGUAAUUUUCAACAAAUAUUACAUUUACCCAAAAUGCAUUCCAAAUCAAGCAUAAAUUUUCCUCUUUUUCACAUAUACUCCAAUAAAGUUACUUUUUUUUUUUUUUUGAUCGGACAAUAAAGUUACAUUUUAGUGAUGAUAAACACUGCAAUUCGAACAAAAUUUCAUACAUAUUGAUUAUUGAACGUCAUGUUGGGCUCCACCCUUUCACUUCUUAGCCUUUGGGCUCUGGAACAAUUACGCGUAGGCUUCAACUCCUGAAUUGCUGUAUAACUUUUUGGAGGCCGAUGGCAGUAAUGGGCCUUAAGCCCGCUGAGAAAAUGAAUGACACGUGCUGUCGUGCUCCCAGCUCCCAACUCCCAUAUGCAGUGCAAGAAAAGAACUCAACAUUUCAGGUUGUGCUUCAUCUCAAAAACAUCCACAUUUACGUGGUAAUGAAAAUACAAUUGUAUUGAUGGAAGUAUCAAUUGACCAAUUAACUACCGAUCUACAGUAACCAACCACUUACACUAAAACAGUAAACCACGUGUCCCUGGUUGUAAGUUGUAACUAGUUACAUUGCUGUGAGACUUGGGACAAAACGACAUCCUAUUAUUAAUAAAAUGCGUUGAUCAAGGAAAAUAAUGGCGUUCUAAGAAGUCUAUUUUUGCUUUCCAGAUUCAGACAAAACACCACCAUUUCAACACAUAUUAAUAUCAAUGGUCAAUGAAAUUCCAGAUUGGUU
This is a messenger RNA of Linum trigynum, 4432 nucleotides long. The record is from the annotation of a GenBank genome assembly. NCBI's taxonomy places the organism in Eukaryota, Viridiplantae, Streptophyta, Magnoliopsida, Malpighiales, Linaceae.